This is a messenger RNA of Ipomoea triloba (trilobed morning glory), 711 nucleotides long. RefSeq names its product 3beta-hydroxysteroid-dehydrogenase/decarboxylase-like. The transcript has 4 exons. The record is from RefSeq and is a predicted model, not a curated record. The coding region runs from base 25 to 573 and encodes 182 amino acids. NCBI's taxonomy places the organism in Eukaryota, Viridiplantae, Streptophyta, Magnoliopsida, Solanales, Convolvulaceae.
GCUUUCUGAGUGUUUGUAUAAGUCAUGACUUUGUACAUGUUCUUGUUUACGAAUUUGGAGGAAUUCUUAAAGAAUAAGGUUCUGUGGCAUCGGUCUUUGUUUUACCUGAGAGUAACUGUAUAUUACAUUGCUACAGUUGCAGAAGUUUUGCUUUUGAGAGAUGAGAAGAUUACAUUCGCUCAUUUUCUGCUAUGGUUUUUGAUAUAUUACUGGUUUUUCCUGUAUGGAAGAACUUUUGUUUCAUCUCUUGCCAUUCUUUUGCUGCUAAUUGCUACGAUGCUUUGUGGAUACAGCGUUCUGCCACCAGUCGUAUAUGGGAUCACUGUUCCAAGAAUAUCGUGGUCUUGUUUUGAGAUUUCAGAAGUGGAUAUGAGAAUAUGUGUCACAACAAUAGGCAAUAUGUGGAAUAGAAUGAAUCACGGAAGAAGGUUGCUGGCCCAAGGAGAAGACUGGUGUACGUUUCUGAAGGUGGCAGGGCUUCUGUACUGUUUGAAGCUGAUUGUUUCACUUUCAUUGACUGCUAUCCUUUGGCGUAGCCCUAGUCCUGGUGUUCUCAGUUUUCUUCAUUUAUGAGCAAUACGAGGAGGAAGUUGAUGGGGUGGCCAAGGUUUUAUUCAGCUGUGGAAUGAGUGCCCUUUCAUUUUUGUCAAGGAACUCGCCCAUGCCCUUGGCCUCGAUCCUCUCCAACUUUGAAAUGUCUCUCAAGAGAAA